AUGUUUUCCACCAUUGUAGACAUUUCUUCUAUUUGGAAUACCAUGUCUUACAUUGAGAUACCACAACAACAAACAAACAAAAAAACUUCAGGCAGACAAAGGAUUAUCGAUAAAGGGCCAGAAGCACAAAGAAUGAGUAACUCCAAAGUCAUAUUAAGUGGGUGGUUAACAGUCCAGGAAUCAAAUAGCAUCCGAUCUUGGAAGCGGCGUUGGUGUGUCCAUGCUGACUAUGGUCUUUUCUUUUACAGAGAUCCAACUGAGCAGCAAUGCGUAGGUUCCAUCUUGCUGCCAAGUUAUACAAUCCGGCCAUGUGAUGCAAGUGAUCCAGUCAACAAAAGAUACGCCUUUAAGGCUGAGCAUGCCAAUUUGAGAACUCAAUAUUUCUUUGCUGAAAGUAGAGAAAACAUGGAUGAAUGGGUGAAGGUGCUGAGUCAGUCUGCUCAGAUGUUAAAUUCGGAACCUGGUCUGGACAACUUCUCUGGCCCCCAAAGACCAGCAAGUCCAGAAAAUGGAAACGAAUACUACGUGCUUGCAAGAGAUGCGGCUCAAAACGGAGAGUUACGAUACCAGCGGACAACGUUACCUAAAGAAGAAACGCCACCUGAAUAUUAUCCCAUUGAUAGACCCUCAUCAGUAUCUUCCAAGGAAUAUUCCCCUUACAGUAACAUCCCAAGUUCUGAAUAUUCCUACAGAAAUUCCUAUUCACCAAAUCACACAUCUAUGCAACCUGGUUCUCCCCGUUUCUUUCAUAGUCAGCAAAAUGCUUCUUUUGGAGAAGAAACUCCCAAUCGAAAUUCGUAUUCUUCAGUUGGCUCUCCUUAUGAUCAGAGACGUGACUAUAGCUAUAAGUCUGCAAAACCACCAGAAAGAAACCCUGGCUCCUCGCCUCGGCCUUCACCUCAUCGGCAGUCUGUAUCUUCAUCAAUCAGUCCUUAUCCUGAUGUUACAUCAAAUUACAAUGUGGCUUAUUCAUCUUUAGAUUUCAAUGCAAUGUAUCAUAAUGAACAUUUAGAAGGGCAUCCUUCACCUCCUGGUUCUUACCAGUCUAUCGGCUCGCCGCAAUCAUUAGAUAGUAAUAGCAUGACAGUUCCCAAAACUAUAGAGGCGGGAUUCUAUAGUGCCCCACCUCCUUCCCAGAAUGCUCUUUCUCACUAUUCAUUGAACAGUCCUAAUUCCCCUGACUCCUACCGAAAUCACAAGAACUAUUCGCCAUUGGAAAGGGGUCCAGAUAGGGACUCUUAUUCCUCCAGAGGAGACCUUAACCAUAGCCAGUUGUCAUAUGAAAUGUACUCGCAUAAUGACAGUCAUGGCCGAGAUUCGCUAAAUUUUGAUCUAAGUCAAGAUAACUUUGUAACAAACCACUCUGAUAUUGCAGCCCCUUUCUCAAAACGAUUGUCUGGCGCACAAACCAAUCUGUCCAAGUUAGCGGUAGAUAGCGACAAUGGUGACCAGAGAUCUGUAGAUACAGAAUCACACCAGGAAUAUGCUACCAUAUGUCGUAUACGGUCAGAAAGCAUGUGCACAUCACCUGAAAUUGUGCGUAGUCGGCCAGCAUCUAUUUCUGCUUCACAGCAUGGAUCUGAGGCUGAUGUCCCAAAACGGACUUCCAUACAGCGACUGCAAGAGAUGCACCUGCGAGAACUGCAAAGGCAUUCACCUUUGUCAAGAAGUUUUUCCUCGGGCAAUGUGCCAAACUAUCACAGCAUUUCCCAAACACUUUCUCAGAAGGAAGACGAAGAGGAAGAUUUAGGAGAAACAAAGUACUGUGAGGACAAUCGCACACAGGAAGAUCUCUUCUUUAAACGUAAUUCUACAUCCUCGCAGCCACAGCCAGAAUACCAAUCUGUAAUUCGGAGUUUAUCCCCAGCAUCUGAGCUGCAAAAUCAGAUUGUGUAUGAUUAUCAAGGGAUGGGUCAUGAUUCCACAUUGCCGACUCAUUCAUCUCAGGGAUUGUCUGUGAAACCGCAGAAAUAUCCCAGCAACAUUGACUUGGGUCGAAAUAGCAAGCCUAAUAGUAACUAUAUGAAUGUUAACAACAGACAUUCAUAUUCGGAUUUUGUUAAUAAGGCUGACAGUUUAGAGUUAAUAUCAGCAGAUACAGCAAAAGAUUUAUACAGUAUGGAUUACAAAGGACACUCUCAAUCUUUUGAGAGAAAUGGCCGCCCUAUGUCAUAUGAUUCUGCAUCGAAUGUCAACAAGCCAGCAGGCUCAGCUUAUAAUUUUAUGGAACCAGAUCCUUCGAACCACUCACAACACAGUAGUGAAAUUUCAGAUGCUUAUGUAAAUUACCAGACAGCUUCAAAUCUACGGAGUGCCAGUGGUACACCUGAGAGACAAAGACAUCAAAAUGGAAUUCACGAAAGGAAUAUAAAUACUGUUAAAGAAGAUCCCAAUAUGCCCGAUACAGCUGUUAUUGAAACGGUCCAUCCAAUGUUGGCCAAACUGAAAGCCAGCCAAGGAAGGCUUCGAAUGAGCAUCUCAGCUGGAGAUCUGCUUGGCAAAACUCAUGAAGAACUUGUUCUCUUGUUAAUACAAUUGAGACGUAACAAGACCAACUUGGAACGUUGUCGGGAAUCAUUACGAAAACAAAUUGAUCAACUUCGUCCAUUUGAGCAGGAAUAUAAAAGACAGCUUCAAGAAUCCAACACAGUUCUUGACUUCCACUUAGAAGACAAACAUGGUCACUUUAUGGAACUUAAAAAACAAUGUGGGGAAGUUGAAAACAAGUUGGAGAUGUAUAAACCUAUUGAAAAUCUUGUGGAUAAUAUGGUUACCAUGGGAAGUUUGUAUGGUGGGAAUAACUACAUGUUGGCAACCCAGUAUCGCAAACACAUCCUGAAUCCAGAUGAGUAUAUCCCACCGAAGAAAAUGCUUGAGUUCUCGCGCCAACAUCAAGAAGAUGUGAUUAUUCAAAAGAUAGAGAAAGACGUUCGAGAAUUAACAAAUGAUGAGGCGGAUUUAGAGUGCGCAAAAGCAUUGGUUGAGUUUUUCUUUCUCUUGCAACCCCCUUUCUUUCUUUCUUUCCUUCUUUCUUUCUUUCUUUCCUUCUUUCCUUCUUUCUUUCUUUCUUUCCUUCUUUCCUUCUUUCUUUCUUUCUUUCUCUUGCAACCCCCUUUCUUUCUUUCUUUCUCUUGCAACCCCCUUUCUUUCUUUCUUUCUUUCUCUUGCAACCCCUUUUCUUUCUUUCUUUCUUUCUUUCUCUUGCAACCCCCUUUCUUUCUUUCUCUUGCAACCCCCUUUCUUUCUUUCUCUUGCAACCCCUUUCUUUCUUUCUCUUUCCCCUUUCUUUCUUUCUUUGCAACCCCCCCUUUCUUUCUUUCUCUUGCAACCCCUUUCUUUCUUUCUUUGCAACCCCUUUCUUUCUUUCUCUCCCUUGCACCCCCUCUUUCUUUCUUUCUCUCCUUGCACCUUCCUCUUUCUUUCUUUCUCUCCUUGCACCCUUCCUCUUUCUUUCUCUCUCCCCUUUCCCUUCCUCUUUCUUUCUUUCUCUCUCUCCCUUGCACCCUUCCUCUUUCUUUCUUUCUCUCUCUCCCUUGCACCCUUCCUCUUUUUUCUUUCUCUCUCUCCCUUGCACCCUUCCUCUUUCUUUCUUUCUCUCCCUUGCACCCUUCCUCUUUCUUUCUUUCUCUCCCUUGCACCCUUCCUCUUUCUUUCUUUCUCUCCCUUGCACCCUUCCUCUUUCUUUCUUUCUCUCCCUUGCACCCUUCCUCUUUCUUUCUUUCUCUCUCUCCCUUGCACCUUCCUCUUUCUUUCUUUCUCUCUCUCUCCCCUUGCACCCUCCUCUUUUCUUUCUUUCUUUCUCUCUCUCCUUGCACCCUUCCUCUUUCUUUCUUUCUUUCUCUCUCUCCUUGCCCCUUCCUCUUUUCUUUCUUUCUCUCUCCCUUGCACCCUUCCUCUUUCUUUCUUUCUUUCUCUCUCUCCCUUGCACCCUUCCUCUUUCUUUCUUUCUUUCUCUCUCCCUUGCACCCUUCCUCUUUCUUUCUUUCUCUCCCUUGCACCCUUCCUCUUUCUUUCUUUCUCUCUCCCUUGCACCCCUUCCUCUUUCUUUCUUUCUCUCUCCCCUUGCACCUUCCUCUUUCUUUCUUUCUCUCUCUCCUUGCACCCUUCCUCUUUCUUUCUUUCUCUCUCUCCCUUGCACCCUUCCUCUUUCUUUCUUUCUCUCUCUCCCUUGCACCCUUCCUCUUUCUUUCUUUCUCUCUCUCCCUUGCACCCUUCCUCUUUCUUUCUUUCUCUCUCUCCCUUGCACCCUUCCUCUUUCUUUCUUUCUCUCUCUCCCUUGCACCCUUCCUCUUUCUUUCUUUCUCUCUCUCCCUUUUUCCUCUUUCUUUCUUUCUCUCCUCCUUGCACCCUUCCUCUUUUUUCUUUCUCUCUCCCUUGCACCCUUCCUCUUUCUUUCUUCUCUCCCUUGCACCCUUCCUCUUUCUUUCUUUCUCUCUCCUUGCCCCUUCCUCUUUCUUUCUUUCUCUCUCUCCCUUGCACCCUUCCUCUUUUUCUUUCCUUUAG
This is a messenger RNA of Acanthosepion pharaonis, 4503 nucleotides long. The record is from the annotation of a GenBank genome assembly. Lineage: Eukaryota; Metazoa; Mollusca; Cephalopoda; Sepiida; Sepiidae.